AUGGAUGCUACUGGCCUUAAGGAUGGAAGGUUUGUCACCGUGGAAGAGCAGGUUGCAAUGUUCUUGGCUAUAUUGUCCCAUCACAAGAAAACUCGCAUUGUGGGCUUCAAUUUCACACUUUCAUCGCAGACUGUGGGUCGAUAUUUACACGCGGUGUUGUAUGGUGUUCUCAAUCUUCAUGACAGAUUGUUGGUUAAACCCGAGCCAGUUGACGAAAGCUGCACGGACACACGGUGGAAGUGGUUCGAGGGCUGUCUUGGGGCCUUAGAUGGUACCCACAUAAAUGUACGUGUCUCAAAAUCGGAUGCUCCAAGAUAUCGCAAUAGAAAAGGGCAAAUAUCAACGAACACCCUAGCUGUGUGUGAUCGCUACCUUCGCUUUGUUUAUGUCCUUCCUGGAUGGGAAGGCUCGGCCGGGGGCUCGAGGAUAUUGCGAGACGCAAUAAGUAGGCCACUCGGCCUGAAAGUGCCAAAGGGACAAUAUUAUCUCUGUGACAAUGGUUACGCAAAUAGUGAAGGCUUCAUAACACCUUACAAAGGGGUUCGUUACCAUCUCAAAGAAUGGGGUCCCUCAUGCCAAGCUCCUCAGACGCCAGUUGAAAUAUUCAAUUUGCGACACACUAAGGCGAGGAACAUCAUCGAGCGAGCAUUUGCAGUCAUAAAAAUGCAAUGGGGAAUACUUCGCAGUGCAUGUUUCUACCCUAUUGACAUGCAAACACAACUUAUCAAUGCUUGCUUCUUGCUCCAUAAUUUCAUUCACGGCGAAAUGGAGGUCGACCCUGUUGAGGAGCGUCUAGCUUACGAUAGUGCCGACGGCGAUGGCAAUGGCAAUGACAACGACGAGGAUGCAGUGAUGUACGUAGGGCACAUUGAACCGAAAAAUGCUUGGACGAAGAAAAGAGAUGAUAUGGCUGCUGCAAUGUGGGCCGAUUUUCACAUAUAA
Messenger RNA from Salvia splendens (bonfire salvia), 942 nucleotides. RefSeq lists its product as uncharacterized. The record is from RefSeq and is a predicted model, not a curated record. Lineage: Eukaryota; Viridiplantae; Streptophyta; Magnoliopsida; Lamiales; Lamiaceae. Bases 1 to 942 code for a protein of 313 amino acids. The transcript has 3 exons.